Myxocyprinus asiaticus (Chinese sucker) is the source of this 11584-nucleotide messenger RNA. It is a transcript of the gene cntn1b, whose product is annotated as contactin 1b. Gene Ontology annotation, molecular function: cell-cell adhesion mediator activity. Gene Ontology annotation, biological process: brain development; cell-cell adhesion. NCBI's taxonomy places the organism in Eukaryota, Metazoa, Chordata, Actinopteri, Cypriniformes, Catostomidae. The record is from RefSeq and is a predicted model, not a curated record. Bases 44 to 3133 code for a protein of 1029 amino acids. The transcript is spliced from 24 exons.
AUUUGGCGUUUUAACUAAUUCUCCCGGCCUGGUGGUUAUCAAUAUGGCAACCCCAGCCAUGUUUCUUUAUAUCCUCUCCUCCCUCUUUUUAUCAGCUGCUGCAAUUAAGCCUAGGAUCUUCGAACCAAGAAUCUUUGACAAGGAGGCCACAGGUUUUGGGCCCAUAUUUGAAGAGGAGCCUCUGGACACAGUUUACGCAGAAGAUUCUCCAGAGAACAAAAUCUCCAUGAACUGCAGGGUGCGGGCCAACCCACCGGCCAUUAUCAAAUGGUGGUUGAACAAUUGGGAAAUUAAACUGAUGGAGCAGCCUGACGAGCACUUUAGCCUGGUCGGUGGAAACCUGGUCAUUACCAACCCAGACAAGGACAAGCAUGCUGGGAAAUAUGUGUGUGUGGCCAAGAAUGUGUAUGGCACUGUCAUUAGCAAGGAAGCCACCGUCAAGUUCGGAUACCUGAAUCAGUUCCCCACAGAUGAGAGAGAGCCAGUGAACGUGAAGGAGGGGCAGGGGGUGGUGCUGCUGUGUUCUCCUCCAUCUCGCUAUCCUAGUGAGGUGAUGUUCCGCUGGAUCUACAAUGAUUUCCCCAACUUCAUCAUCCCCGACCAGAGGCGUUUCGUGUCCCAGUCCACUGGGAAUCUGUACAUCGCUAAAGUCGAGGCCUCUGAUGUUGGGAAUUACUCUUGUUUUGUGUCAAGCUCCACCAUCGGCAAGAGCGUUUUUAGCAUGCCGAUACCUCUGAUUCCACAAAUAGAGAAGGAGGUAAAGAGAUAUCCUGCCGAUAUCCGUGUUAAAUUUCCCAAGACCUAUGCUUUGGUGGCACAGAACAUCACUCUGGAAUGCUUUGCCCUUGGAAAUCCACUACCACAUAUCCGCUGGAGGAAGUUAGAUGCUGAUCUUCCACCCAGCUAUGAGGUCAGCAUGAAUGGAGCUUUGCUGCACCUGAUUAAUGUGCAAUAUGAGGACGAGGGCAGCUACGAAUGUGAGACGCUCAACGUUAAGGGAAUGGACUGGUAUCGGCAGUGGCUCUAUGUAGAAGGUGCUCCAGAAUGGGCAGAGCACAUUAAUGACACAGAGAAAGAUGUUGGCAGUGAGCUAACGCUGAGAUGCGUUGCUGUGGGGAAGCCGUUACCAUGGAUACGCUGGCUGAAGGAUGGCUACUCAUAUGGUAAAGGGGAGCUGAAGUUCUCCAGUCUCACAUUUGAGGAUUCUGGCAUGUAUCAGUGUGUUGCGGAGAACGAAUGGGGCACCAUCUAUGCCAGCGCAGAGCUACGGGUUGUCUCCUGUGCGCCAACAUUCAUUUAUAAUCCAGUGAAGAAGGUUCUGCUAGGGGCUGAAAAUGGACGUGUGGUGAUAGAAUGCCAACCUCGUGCUGCUCCUAAACCCAAGUUUAUCUGGAAACGAGGCACUGAACUGCUGACCAACUCUUCACGAAUAUUCAUCUGGGAUGAUGGUAGUCUGGAAAUUCUAAAUGCAACAAAAAGUGACGAGGGCUCGUACACCUGCUAUGCUGAGAAUGACCGUGGCAAAGCCAACAGCACGGGCACCCUCACUAUCACUGAGGCCACCAAGAUCACAGUAGCACCAUCAGACACUCAGGUGGUUGUAGGUGACAGGACAGUUCUCCAGUGCUCUGCGUCCCAUGACCCCAGUCUGGACAUCACCUUCAUCUGGACUGUUGACUCCUACGUGAUCAACUUCUACACAGACUGGGAGCACUACGAGCAGCUCAUGGGUCAUGAGAACAGUGGAGACCUGCUUAUCAAGAAUAUUCAGAUCAGACAUGGGGGACGCUAUACCUGCACAGCACAGACCAUAGUGGACAACGCCACCGCAGAAGCUGAUGUUUUUGUCAAAGGUUUGCCUGGUCCUCCUGGUGGCGUCCGCGUGGAAGAGAUUGGAGACACAACGGUAAAGGUGCGCUGGAGUCUGGGAUCAGAUCAUGGAAGUCCCCUUAUUCAACACGUCAUACAGACACGAGACUUCUACGCCCUGGACCCAGAGGACUGGAAAACUGCAUCCACCUCUCCUGUGUUUUUGGAUGGGUCAACAGAGUCUGCCACUGUGCUUGACCUCUUCCCCUGGAUGCAAUAUGAAUUCCGAGUGUAUGCUAUCAAUGACUUUGGAGCUGGGGAAAGCAGCCGUCCCUCCAUUAAAAUCAAGACAUGGGAUGCCAGGCCUACAGUAGCUCCUUCUGAUGUCAUUGGACAAGUAGGAAUAAGUGGAGAGCUAAUCGUUACCUGGAGUCCUGUGAAACCUCAGUACUUCUUUGGUAAAAAAUUUGGCUAUGUUGUGGCGUUUAAGCAGCAUGAGGAUUAUGAGUGGAAAUGGGUGACUGUGGAAGAUCCUGAGACUAGACGGUAUGUCUACAAAGAGAGUAUGAACCCAGACACUGAGAUUCAGGUGAAAGUGAGCACCUACAACAACAAAGGAGAAGGACCUUCCAGUCUUAUCACAGUGGUCUACUCCCCAAGACUUGCACCCACUGAAGCUCCUUUAGAUGUGUAUGCCAGGCAAGUCACCUCGACAGAAGCUUUGGUCUGGUGGCUACCAGUCUACCAGGCACCUCCAAACUGGGUCGAUGGAUACCAGAUUCGUUACUGGAGGAAGUACGAUGAUAAUGAGGCUGCUGCCUGCCGAGUCCUGGUGCAUAGAACGGUUAACCAAACCCGUCUGGAGAAUAUGCGGCCUGACUCUCACUACCUCAUAGAGGUACGAGCAUUCAACGGUGCCGGACUCGGACCGCCCAGCGAGCACUGUGAGAUGUUCACCAGGAGACCACCCCCAAGUCGUCAUUUGAGAGUAUACAAAUACGUCAGUUUUACGCGCAAAUGGCUGUAUUUGUACUGGGAUCACAUUUAUAACUACUGGAAUGAGUCCUAUGUGGAGGGAUAUAAGAUUUUGUUCCGGAAGGAAGGAGAGCGUUAUGGGAAGCUUUACACCACAGGUAGACACUACAUAGACUUCCCCAUGCCAGAGACCGGAGAUUACAUCAUUGAGGUCCGAGCACGUUGUGAGGGAGGCGAUGGACCCAUAUCACAGAUCAGAGUUCAAGGUAAAGCAGCUGUUUAUGCCAGAUCUCUCAGCUUGGCCUCUCUCCUUCUGCUGACUCUGGGCUGGAUGAAUCUAGGCCUGUAGGCAAACUGACUAUCAACAAAGCGAAAUCCACUUCUGAAGCACAAAAGUAAUAUAGUUUGUGUACAGGGACUGUUUUCAUGGAGCAAAUUAAGCUUUAUAUAAACUCAGCAAAAAAGAAACACCUUCUCACUUUCAACUCUUUUAUUUUCAGCAAACUUAACGUGUAAUUAUUUGUAUGAACAUAAAAAGAUUCAACAACUAAGACAUGUGACUAACAGAAAUGGGGGGGGGGGGGUCAAAAUCAAAAGUAACAGUCAGUAUCUGGUAUGGCCACCAGCUGCAUUAAGAACUGCAGUGCAGGAGGACACAUGAUGCCAUGCGAGAAGCAGACAUGUGAUUGCAAGCUCUGCGCACUUUUGGUUAGUUUUUUAAGUAUUUUCAUGUUAUUAUCCGGUGAGAUUCGAUACACCCAGUUACAUACUUGCUCUUUGAUGUAAACAUGGCAAAGAAGUCAAAAUCCUCAGACUUUGGAGACAUUAAAAGACACUUACGUGUUCAAGUUGAGGCCUCUGACAGGCCUGCGAGCUGGGGACUUGAUUUGGAUGGCACGUCAGGAGAUGGAAUCCAGCGUCAACUGUCCAACAUCUCGGUAAUGCUGACGAAGGUUGCUGCUGACUUGGAGGAUCUCACUGUUAUACGUCGAUCGAUCACGGCGAUGGAAACAAAAUUCUCUGAGUUGGUCACAAGAGUGACAGAAGUUGAGAAACAAAUCGAUUAUCUGGAGUCUUCAGAAAGGGAAUUAUCCGCUAAUCCGCCCGCGUCCAAAACAGACUUGGAACACAUUUUGGAAAAACUUGAAUAUUUCGAAAAUAUGAACCAAAGGAAUAACAUACGAAUUGUUGGAGUUCCUGAGCAUGAAGAAGGCAGAGAUAUGGUGAAAUUCCUGGACGAUCUCUUCCUGAGUAUGCUCGCCAUAGCAGGCCAUAAGCUGGAAAUCCCUGCUUGCAGAUCUGCUGAGGGAGACAGGCCCCGAUCAUCCUGGCCAAAUUUCUGAGAUCAUCCGAUAAAGAUCUCGUGUUGCGCCAAGCGAGGAGCAAAGGAAAAUUUUCUUGGAAGAAUCACAUAUUUUCUUGUUCCCUGACUUUGCAAAUUCGACAAGAGAGAAACGCGAUCGGUUCAAGGAAUGUAAGAAACUCUUAAAUCAAUGGAAGAUCACUUUUGCGCUGAUGUUUCCGGCCAAACUGAGAAUAGACACCAAGGACGGCAGCAAAGUAUUUACAUGUCCAAAGCUGGCACUCUCCUUCAUAAAUACAUUGGAGCGAGUAAACCAUUUAAUGUUUAUUUCUUAUAUUAGUAGACUGACUUGCUGUUUAGUGACUCGAUUGUCUGAGGAAGCUGGGCACCAUUUUUGUUUCUUUUUCCGUUGGCUCCGCCUAGCGGCUGGAGUUUGUUUUGUAGAAUGUCACUCCAAGAAACUUUUGCAUUGACGGAAGAUCGCUUUUACACUGAAGUUCCCGGCCAGAUUGAGAAUGGACACUUUGGAUGACUGCAAAAUAUCUACAUGCUCACAUAAAUUACGUCUUUUUUAAAGUUGACGGACUGAGUAAGUCAUUGUGUAUUUUAUUUUUAAUUUUUACACGGCCUCCAAGUGAAUUUGACUCGCUCAAUACACACUUGAUCAUCCGAGGAACUGGGAUGCCUGUUUUGUUUCUUUUCAUGCGGGUUCCGCCUAGCGGCUGGAGCUUGUUUUGUGGAAUUAGACUGCUUCGGGACAGUGUUGUGGAUGAAUCUGUUCAUUCUUUGUGCUUAUGCCUCCUGUUGGCUGGAGUUUGUUUUUGUGGAGUAUUUUUAAGGGACAGUAGAAUGAUUACGUCAUCUGCUGCACUCGUAACGGUCGGCUCACUGAACAAUUGUUUGUGUGUCCGAGGAAACUGAAUGGCUUUAUAUCAGCUGGAGUUUGUUUUGUGGAGGAACACACCUUCAAGGCAGUUCUGUGAAUGAAUCUAUUUGUUUUUUGUGUUUUUUCUGCCUGUUGGGUGGGGUCUGUUUUACAAAGUAAUUUCUGUUAUGUAAUUUUGCCUCACAAAAUUUGUGCAGAAGCACCAGACUUGAGCAAUCCGAUGGCAAAGUUGUCGUGGGGGCUUUCCUAGGCGUACAUGGACCUUUUGAGUUUAGAGGGAUGGAUGCCAGUUGGCGCUGUCGUGUGCGGGUUAAUGCGCACAUUUUUCUUUUUUCUGUUUGUUUUGUUCGGGGGGAAGUUUGGAGUUUGAUUGUUGCACUAAUGGGGAAUGUGGUCUCUAUAAUCUUGUUUUUGACACAAUUUAAAAAAUUUUUUUUUAUUAUAUCAAUAUGUCAAAUGUUAUUAUGAGUAGGUUAUCUCUCUCCACAUGGAAUGUGAAUGGGUUGGGGCACCCCAUAAAAAGAAAGAAGGUUAUUUCUUUCCUUAAGCGUAAGAAAUAUGAUAUAGUGAAACACAUCUUUCCCUGCAGGAAGCUGAAAAAUUUGGGAAGAUAUGGGGUGGACAUGUUUUCUUUAGUGCAUGCUCAAGUCAUUAUAUUGAUAAAUAAACAUUUACAAUUCAAAUGUCUUAAACAGAGUAAAGAUAAAUUAGGAAGAGUCAUUGUUGUUUUAGGAGAAAUUCAGGGGCAAAGUCUGAUUUUGGCUAAUACUUACGCACCUAACGCUGAUGAUCAGGGCUUUUUUAUAGAUCUUAAAGGGAUGUUGCAAGCCGCUGGCACCCCUCAUGAUAUAAUAUUGGGAGGAGACUUUAAAGUGAAGCAAAGUGUGUAAGCCCACUAGAGCAACACUGACACUUCACAGGAUGUGUAAAAAUCUUGGUCUUGCAGAUAUCUGGCGACUUUUGAACCCAUCUGGUAGGGACUAUACAUUUUUUUCAUCAGUCCAUAAGAGUUAUUCUAGAAUAGAUUAAAUCUAGAAGUCCCUCAUUUCAUCUGUUGUGGAUUGCUCAGUUGGAAACAUCUUAGUCUCAGAUCAUGCCCUGGUGAGUUUAGAGAUGUUGCCACAUACGGAGAAAAAUAAAUCACAUAGCUGGCGCUUUAAUGUAUCCGUUUUGCAAAAUACUGAUUUCCAACAAAUGUUAAAGACUGAAAUUAAUGUUUAUAUGGAGACCAACUGCUCCUCAGUAUCCUCUGUGGGCGUGGCUUGGGAGGCACUUUAGGCGGUUCUUAGGGGUUGGAUCAUACAGCAUGCCUCAUUCACCAAAAAAUCCAAAGCACGAGAACUCGCGGAGUUGGAAGAGAAUAUUAAAAGUGCCGAGGCAGAGCUGAAGCACCGAAUGUCAUCCAAUGGCCUCAGAAAAUUGAUCCAUUUGAAAUACAGAUAUAACACCAUUUUGUCGCGGAAAGUGUAGUUUUGGUUGUUCAGGGCAAGACAGUGAUACUUUAAGUCGGAGGGACAAAGCAGGGAAGCUUUUGGCUAGAUAUAUAAAGCAGAGAGAGUCUUUUUCUACCAUUCCCUCAGUGAAGUCUGCUGGUGGUGAAAUAUUUACCACAGCCAUUGAUAUUAAUAAUGCUUUUAAAGAGUUCUAUCUUGAUCUCUAUAGUUCCACGUCUUCGUCUACUGAUGAAGAUUUUAGAAAAUUUGUGGAACCAUUAGAACUCCCUAAAUUGACAACUGAGCAAAAAAAUUCUCUUGAGAUAACCUUGGAGGAGCUUGACGAGGUAAUUAAGGCCUUGCCUACAGGCAAGGCUCCGGGGCCAGACGGUUUUGCCACUGAAUUUUUUUAGAUCUUAUGCUACAGAACUGGCUCCACUUUUGUUAGAAGUUUAUCUUUAAAGAAUGGAAAGCUUCCGGCAACCAUGACACAAGCCCGGAUCAGUCUGAUUCUUAAAAAGGACAAAAAUCCAAGCGAGGGUAAGAGUUACCAUCCAAUUUCCCUGAUCCAGCUAGAUGUAAAAAUUUUGUCAAAAAUUUUGGCUAACCAAUUAAGUUAUGACAUCUCUUAUACAUAUAGAUCAGGUGGGGUUUAGUCGGGGCUGUAGCUCUUCUGAUAACAUCAGGCGUCUCAUCAAUAUCAUGUGGUCAGUGGCGAAUGAACAAUCUCCGGUCGCUGCCAUCUCACUUGAUGCUGAAAAAGCAUUUGAUAUGGUAGAAUGGGAUUAUCUUUUUAAGAUUUUGGUAAUGUAUGGGUUCGGGAGUACAUUUAUUGGUUGGAUUAAGUUACUUUAUAGACACCCUGUAGUAGCGGUACAAACAAAUGGAUUAAUUUAACUUAUUAUUUUACUCUGGAUAGGGGCACCCAGCAGGGUUGCCCUCUUGCCCCAUUAUUGUUCUGUCUUGCCCUGUAACCAUUAGCAGCUGCGAUAAGAAAGGAGGAUGAUUUUCCAGGGGUGCUUGCGGGAGGUGUGGCGCAUAAGCUUCUGCUUUAUGCAGAUGAUAUUUUUUUAUUUGUCUCUGACCCUGUUAGAUCUAUGCCUUGCCUCCACAGAAUUAUUAACUCUUUUCCCAAGCUCUCAGGGUACAAAGUCAAUUGGUCUAAAUACGAAGCUUUGGCUUUGACAGCAUACUGUCCAGUAACGGCUUUCCAGCCGGGCACCAUCCAGUGGCCCAAACAGGGCAUUAAGUAUUUGGGGAUUUUAUUCCCAGCAAAUUUAUCUGAUUUAGUUAGUGUCAAUUUUGACCCUUUAAUAAAAAGGUUUUCGAGCGAUGUGGGCAGGUGGGCUUUAUUACAUUUAUCAAUGAUUGGGAAGGUUAAUGUUAUUAAAAUGAACUGUAUUCCAUAAUUUAACUACCUGCUACAAUCUCUCCCUGUAGAUGUCCCCCUCUCUUAUUUCAAGCAAUUUGAUAGCAUAGCGAAGUCCUUCCUUUGGAAUGGUAAGCGUCCCAGAUUGCAUUUCAAUAAGUUACAUAGGCUGAUUGACAAAGGUGGGCUAGACCUACCCAAGAUUUUGUUUUAGUACUAUGCGUUCAGUCUCUGACAUUUGGCUCAUUGGUCUCUUCCACCUGAGAGAGCCCCUCCCUGGUUUUGUAUUGAACAGGAAGUUCUUACCCCUAUUUCGCCAUUGCAAAGCCUCUCUAUUAAACUAACUGUAGAAGUUAAGUCACACCCCGUUAUUUCGCAUGUACACUCGGUAUGGACAAAAGUGUCCAGAAUGUUUAAAUCGGACAUUUAUUUAAAUGUUGCCUCAAGCAUAUGGCAGAACCCAAGAUUGUGUAUCGGUAAGUCCCCUUUCUGCUGGUCGGAGUGGAUUGGGAGGGGGGUUACUACACUCAGUGAUCUAAAUGAGAGUGGAGUGUUGAGAUCGUUUGAAAAUCUGGUUCAACAUUUUGGGAUCCCCAGAUCUCAGUUUUAUAGGUAUUUACAACUGCGCCACCUGCUUUGUCUUUGGGAGUAGCACACACCCCUCAAAGCAGCAGAUACUCUAGGAGAGGUGAUUACUGCUUUUGGAAAAGGUCAUGAGGCAUCAGUGUAUUACUCCCUGUAAUUUCAGAGUUUGGAGGACGGAGCUUUAACCUCUCUUAAGAGAGUAUGGGAGAAAGACUUCAACUUGGUAUUGGAGAAGGGAGUGUGGGCUAGGAUUCUUAAAAACAUUAAGUCUGCAUCUAGAGAUGCAAAGGUGCCUCUUAUGCAAUUCAAAAUUUUACAUUGAUUCUAUUGGACCCCCUCUAGAUUGUAUAGGCUUGGUCUUAAAGACACACACACACACCUGCUGGCAAUGCCAAUCGGAGGAUGGAGACAUCGCCCAUGUUUUUUGGUGGUGUGUUGAGAUCUAGAAAUUCUGGUUGAAGGUUCAGAAUUUUGUGUCUGACAUGGUAGGCACUCGGGUUUCGUUUUGCCCCAGACUUUGUGUUCUGGGCGAUGGGGCGGUCAUUGAUGUUGGGGAUAGUCAUAUAGAGAAUUGGGUUCUGACCUGUGUGAUGAUCGCCAGGCAGGUUAUUUUGAGGGGUUGGAGGUCAGCUGGUGCGCCCCCAUAUCCGGAGUGGUGCACGGAGGUGGGGAGUGUGGCGGCUUAUGAGGAGGUGUCAUCGGGAAGAUGGGGUGGCUUUGAUUUGUUUAUCCGGAAAUGGGGCAGGUAUUUGGAGUUUUUGGAGGGCUCUCGGGUGGGGUGUGGAGAGAGUAUUGUAAUAUAGUUAGUAUGAUUAUUAUGUGUGUGUAUGUAUGUAUGUACGUGUAUGUAUAUAUAUAUGUUUGUAUGUCUGUUUGUAUAUAUACAGUGCAUCCGGAAAGUAUUCACAGCGCUUCACUUUUACAGCCUUAUUCCAAAAUGGAUUAAAUUAAUCAUUUUCCUCAAAAUUCUACAAACAAUACCCCAUAAUGACAACGUGAAAGAAGUUUGUUUGAAAUAUUUGCAAAUUUAUUAAAAAUAAAAAACGAAAAAAAAAAUCACAUGUACAUAAGUAUUCACAGCCUUAGGGGACACAGCCAAAUAUGUUUUGUAUCUCCGUGUUAUUGUAUGAUUUAAUAAAAAAUGUUAAUUACAAAAAAACAAAACAAAAGUACUGCAGUGCAUCUCCUCCUCAUGGACUGCACCAGAUUUGCCAGUUCUUGCUGUGAGGUAUUAUCCCACUCUUCCACCAAGGCACUUGCAAGUUCCCGGACAUUUCUGGGGGGAAUGGCCCUAGACCUCACCCUCUGAUCCAACAGGUCCCAGACGUGCUCAAUGGGAUUGAGAUCCGGGCUCUUCACUGGCCAUGGCAGAACACUGACAUUCAUGUCUUGCACGAAAUCAUGCACAAAGCGAGCAGUAUGGCUGGUGGCAUUGUCAUGCUGGAGGGUCAUGUCAGGAUAAGCCUGCAGGAAGAGUACCACGUGAGGGAGGAGGAUGUCUUCCCUGUAAUGCACAGCAUUGAGAUUGCCUGCAAUGACAGCAAGCUCAGUCCAAUGAUGCUGUGACACACCGCCUCAGACCAUGACGGACCCUCCACCACCAAAUCGAUCCUGCUCCAGAGUACAAGCCUCGGUGUAACGCUCAUUCCUUCGAUGAUAAACCCCUGGUGAGACUAAACCACGACUUGUCAGUGAAGAGCACUUUUUGCCAGUCCUGUCUGGUCCAGCGAAGGUGGGUUUGUGCCCGUAGGCAAUGUUGCCGGUGAUGUCUGGUAAGGACCUGCCUUACAACAGGCCUACAAACCCUCAGUCCAGCCUCUCUCAGCCUAUUGUGGACAGUCUGAAGACUGAUGGAGGGAUUGUGUGUUCCUGGUGUAACUCAGGCAGUUGUUGUUGCCAUCCUGUACCUGUCCCGCAGGUGUGAUAUUCAGAUGUAUUGAUCCUGUGCAGGUGUUGUUACACGUGGUCUGCCACUGUGAGGAUGAUCAGCUGUCCUUCCUGUCUCUCUGUAGUGCUGUCUUAGGCAUCUCUCAGUACGGACAUUACAAUUUAUUGCCUCAUGCCUCCAUGCAGCAUGCCUAAGGCACGUUUACGCAGAUGAGCAGGGACACUGGGCAUCUUUCUUUUGGUGUUUUUCAGUAGAAAGAUCUCUUUAGUGUGCUAAGUUUUUAUAACUGUGACCUUAAUUACCUACUGUCUGUAAGCUGUUAGUGUCUUAAUGACCAUUCCACAGGUGCAUGUUCAUUAAUUGUUUACGGUUCAUUGAACAAGCAUGGAAAACAUUGUUUAAACCCUUUAGGGUAAAGAUCUGUAAAGUUAUUUGGAUUUUUACAAAAUUAUCUUUAAAAUACAGUGUCCUGAAAAAGGGACGUUUCUUUUUUUGCUGAGUUUAUAUACUUAUUUUACUUAUUAUUUACUCCAUUUAGGAAUGGCCAUGUCAUUUGACUUAGUACAAGUCCUAAUCUGCAUCUUGGAAACCUCAUAACUGAAUAUACUGUAAAGAAUUUAUUUGUAUUAACCGUUAUGAUUUGCCUUACAAAAUGCCCACAAUCAGCUAAUUAAACUUUGUUGUGAAGUACAUACAGUAUAUCAGCAGGCUAUGGUGAGUUUUUUAAAAAAAGUUUUUUUUUAUGACUUUAUGAUCAGAUAUUCAGAAAUAAGACAUAUGUAUUAAUACAGAACAAAUCUGUUAGUUAGGAAAGCAUCAUUUUCCAUGCCAACUCCUGCACAAUAUUAUGGUCCAAUAAGAAUUCCCAUUUUAAUUGAUGCAUUCUUAAUAGUUUAUACAUGUAUCCACAUUUAAUUUACUUUUGGGAAUAUAUUUCAAAUCUAUUUGUGUUGCUGUGUUUUAUUUAUAUAUAUAUAUAUAUAUAUAUAUAUAUAUAUAUAUAUAUAUAUAUAUAUAUAUAUAUAUAUAAAUGUGAGUUUUUGCUAUAAAUGUACACCGCUGUUUUCAUCUGUACAAUAUAUCUGUAAAAAUUGGCAACAUCACAAGACAAAGUGCUUUUAUUGCUUUUGUCUCCCUUGUCAGUUUGCAUUUCCGAAAUGUGAUUAGAACUGUAACCCCAUUGAAAUCCUAUCAUUAAAUGUUAUAUAUAAUCAAAGAAUGUUUAAUCAAUGUUACUUACUUUUCAAAAAUGUAUUAUAGUUUUUCCCCAAAAUAUAAUAUUAUAUAUUGUAAAAUUUCUAGAGUCAUUGUUACUACAAUAAAAUUGGACACUUGG